UUUUCUCUUCAACAUUUGCAUGAAAGUUCAACCAACCUGGACAAGGUUCAGAAAACCUGAAACCACUACUAGAUGAGGUUUGACACUGUCAAUGACAAAAGAAAGCAAACCAAAAAGAACAACCAUCAAAAACGGACACAAAGACGACUAAGAAAUAUAAAGAAAUGCUGAGAAACAACACAGGUGAAAAGAACCUAUGAUCAAAGAAGGUGAAGAUAAAAAAAAGGUACAAGAAAAGAGAAAGCAAACAAAAAUGAUCAUCUGUAAUCUUGCUGUUUCUCUCCUACUGCUAUCGCUUAGUGUCAGCGGCGCCACAAAUGGGUCUGAGAUGAAUUGUUAUCCAGUGAUCAGAGUGCCACGAAACACAGUGUUUCUAGCUCCUGUUAUGAGCGUGUUGAAGAUAAACUGUACUAUAACUCUACCUGGAUGUCACAGGAACCCAAGAGUCUCAUGGUGCAAAAUCUACGGAAAUGACUGCAAAGCUUUAAAUUACACAAAUCACAUAAGAACUGAGUGGAAGAGCAUCACAGAACAUGAAUGGAUGGCUUUCUUUAUUUUCCUGAAUAUCUCAAUGGAGGAUACAGGUUUCUACAGAUGUAAAGAAGGAGACACGACUAUAGGUCAUGCUAUUAAUGUCACUGUGACAGAUAAUUGGGAGGAUAAAGUUUCACACAAUCAAAGCGACACAAGUAAGGACAUGACCAUUACUGGUGAUGUGAAUUCAGGUCCAACGGAUGAUCUACAGUGGCUCUGGCCAUAUGUGUACAUCUGCAGUGGAAUAGCAGGGCUGGUGGUGAUAGUUAUUACUGUAACAUUGUUUAUCAUCAGAUGCCAAGGGACAAAAUCAACAAGAAAAGAUAUGACAGUUAAAAAUCAGUACAUGGAAACACAAAGAAGUGAUUUGCCUCCUCUUCCUCAUCACAACACCCAUUCCCCCUCUAAUCAGCUGACCUCUGCUUUAUAUCGUGGCUGUGAAACUCCACCUGUCAGAGGAUCAUCAUCAGCUGGAAGAGUUUCAGAUGGUAGACACAACACUGUUGGCACAGAAAGAGGAGAAGAAGAGAAUGCUCUGGUUUAUGCUUCUUUGAAUCACCAGUCUAUGCCAAGAGGGCCGAGAAGAACAGCACGACAUGAACCAGAACCUUCAGAAUAUGCCGCAAUCCGGUUCCGGUGAUUCAAUGAAUCAUUUAUUAGACAAUUUUAAAAGAACACUGUGAAUUGCAGUGAAAAAAUGGGUUCUGUAUUUAGAAAUACUCUCUAUGAGGAGCAAGAGUCCAGGCGUUUGGAAACGGGUUGAUAAUGCAACUGGUUGCUGGUAUCUCAAAGGUCCAGUAAAAAUUGCCAGUGUUCUCAAAUUUAAAAAUGUUCUACCCUACUAUAAUAAAAUAAUAAAUAAUUGUGGAGAAUGAUGUUGUAACUUGUGGAAGGUGUAAUAAACCACACAACAACUGACAACAGCUUACAAUGAAUGAUCCUAUGUCUAUGUAAUAUGCUAUUUUAUUAAACAUAAGCAGUGGUUUUUGAAAAUUGUCUUUGGCAACAUUUUUAAA
Molecule: messenger RNA, 1550 nt
Organism: Onychostoma macrolepis
Lineage: Eukaryota; Metazoa; Chordata; Actinopteri; Cypriniformes; Cyprinidae
Product: B- and T-lymphocyte attenuator-like
Exons: 7
Coding region: 197-1174 (325 amino acids)
Biological process (GO): immune response-regulating cell surface receptor signaling pathway
Cellular component (GO): plasma membrane
Molecular function (GO): signaling receptor activity
Source: RefSeq, a predicted model, not a curated record